AGAUAAAAUGGAUGUUAGAGAAUAAGUUAAAGGGUGUUCAAAAGAAAGAUGAACAAGGUUUAGGGUUGUCUGUAAUUUGCAUUGAGAAAACAAAAAGAGAUUUCGGUAUAAACCAGACCCGAAUCGUUCGACAUAAUACACACAAUUAAUGAGCGGGAUUGGGAAUCUUGAAAUUGAGAAACGAACAAAACACUAAAUACUGUUAUGAUUUUCUCUCGGCUCAAACAAUAAUAAUAAUAAAUAAUAAUGAACAAGGAAGGUACGAUGACCGAUAAGUCUCGGACCUUUCCGGUGGAUCCGAAUCUUCCUCGAUGGGUAUGCCAGAACUGCCGCCACUCCCUUUGUAUCGUCGGCGUCGAUUCCUACGCCGACAAGUUCUUGAACGAAUCUUCUUCUCGCUCCGCUAUGCAGGGCUUCUCAAUGCAUGGUGCCAACAGUGUUUUAGGUUCAACACGUAUGGACAAUUCUUUUGUUGUGUUGCCCAAACAAAGACCACUGCAGGCGCAGGGAGUCCCUCCUCGCCCUCGUGGUGGACCUCUUCAGCCUCCUGAGUCAGGCCAGUCUUGUGGAAAGGCAAUGGAUGAGUCUUUUGUGGUUGUAUACAAUUCUGAGCCUGCAUCUGAUGGAGGUGGGACACAUUUACCAUUGCUAGAAGGAGGACAUAAUGGUCUGUUGCAGCCCAACAACAAUGGGUUCCACUCCACUAUAACUGUCUUGAAACGUGCAUUUGAGAUUGCUACUACCCAGACACAGGUUGAACAACCUUUAUGCCUCGAGUGCAUGAGGGUAUUAUCUGAUAAACUUGAUAAGGAGGUUGAAGAUGUAAACAGAGAUAUUGAAGCAUAUGUAGCCUGCCUUCAGCGUUUCGAGGGGGAAGCACGAGAUGUUCUUAGUGAGGCUGAUUUUCUUAAGGAGAAGCUCAAGAUUGAAGAAGAAGAAAGAAAACUUGAAGCAGCAAUCGAGGAAAUAGAGAAACAAAAUGCAGAAGUAAAUGCUGAGCUGAACGAACUGGAGUUGAAGUCUUUUCGCUUCAAAGAAUUAGAGGAGCGGUACUGGCAAGAGUUUAAUAACUUUCAGUUUCAAUUGAUUUCCCAUCAGGAAGAGAGGGAUGCAAUUCUAGCAAAGACUGAAGUUUCACAAGCACAUUUGGAGUUGUUAAAGAGAAGUAAUGUACUGAAUGAUGCCUUCCCUAUCCAUCAUGAUGGAGAAUUUGGAACAAUAAACACUUUCCGCCUUGGAAGACUUCCUAAAAUUCCGGUUGAAUGGGACGAGAUAAAUGCUGCUUGGGGCCAAGCUUGUCUUCUCCUCCACACUAUGUGUCAAUAUUACAAGCCAAAAUUCCUAUAUCGAAUAAAAAUGCUUCCUAUGGGGAGUUACCCGCGGAUAAUGGAUGCCAACAACAGUGUUUAUGACUUGUUUGGUCCUGUGAACUUGUUCUGGAGUACUCGAUAUGAUAAAGCAAUGACAUUGUUCUUGACAUGCCUCAAGGACUUUGCGGAGUUUGCAUACUUGAAAGAUCAAGAAAAUAACAUUCCACCUGAGAAGCGAUUUAAACUUCCAUACAAGAUUGAGAAUGACAAAGUGGAAAACCACACUAUCACACAAAGUUUCAAUAAGCCGGAGAAUUGGACCAAAGCUCUCAAGUAUACUCUCUGCAAUUUGAAAUGGGCUCUCUAUUGGUUUAUUGGAAAUACAAACUUCCAGCCUCUCAAUUUAGUGGUUCCCUCGCGAGUUGAAGUUCCAGCUGUAGCUUCUUUGUACGCAAAGCGUGGUGUUGAUUCCAAAUCUGAAUCUCGGCAGCACAUAUCAAGACCUUGAAACCAUGCUUCGCUAUUGCAAUUUAUGUAAUAUACUAACUUGUGAAUAGAAAUAGGUUUACAUAGAUCAUCCAAAUCACAUCUUUACCUGAAAUGUUGUAUCAUAGCAGUUGUUUGGAAUAUUCAUCACAGAAGUUGCUGUAAUUUUAUUUUUUCCUUCUUCCAAAUUCUAUGCUAUUUUAGUACCA
Messenger RNA from Ricinus communis (castor bean), 2005 nucleotides. Its product is annotated as beclin-1-like protein. The transcript has 10 exons. Bases 247 to 1818 code for a protein of 523 amino acids. Lineage: Eukaryota; Viridiplantae; Streptophyta; Magnoliopsida; Malpighiales; Euphorbiaceae. Gene Ontology annotation, biological process: late endosome to vacuole transport; autophagy; cellular response to nitrogen starvation. Gene Ontology annotation, cellular component: phagophore assembly site; phosphatidylinositol 3-kinase complex, class III, type II; phosphatidylinositol 3-kinase complex, class III, type I. The record is from RefSeq and is a predicted model, not a curated record.